Messenger RNA from Parnassius apollo (apollo), 678 nucleotides. The record is from the annotation of a GenBank genome assembly. NCBI's taxonomy places the organism in Eukaryota, Metazoa, Arthropoda, Insecta, Lepidoptera, Papilionidae.
AUGAUAGAUUACCCCAGAAUGGUACCAGCACCGCAGGAGAAUCCCUCGCUGAGCAUCCACGAUCAUGUUUCUCCACUUCUGAGCGUGGGUGCUCAGGCUGCCCCGCGUAUUCUGCGUAAAAUUUCGCUCAAGACUACAACUGAUCGGGGCAAACGGAGCAACAAGACCAAGGCGCCCCCUGCCACGCUGUCCGUGAACUUCUGCGAUAUCAGAGGACUUCACUCUAACCUAAACGCCGUCCACUACCAUCUAGAGACGGCCAGGCCGGCUCUGCUCUUUCUGACCGAGACGCAGGUGUCCUCUCCGGCUGAUGUCUCGUAUCUCUCCUACCCGGGGUACAAACUGGAACAUUCCUUUGUGCCUCGGGCUGGAUUUUGCGUUUACGUUAGAGAGGACAUCUGUUCUCGACGCCUCGGCAGACUUGAAGGUUCGGACCUGUCCAUCCUUUGGCUACACGUAGACAGCGACGACCAUCCGCACGUGUGCGGGUACCUCUAUAGGUCACAUAGCAGUAAUGCCGAAACAGACCGACUCUUCGAACACUUCCAAAUGGCUACAGAUUCGUUGCUACAGCAGAUCCCCUCCGCAGAGAUCGUGAUCCUCGGCGACUUUAAAGCCCAUCACGCCGCAUGGCUUGGUUCACGUUUGACCGAUCAUGCAGGGGAGAUCUGUUCAUGA